Messenger RNA from Arthroderma uncinatum, 1701 nucleotides. RefSeq names its product HSF-type DNA-binding domain-containing protein. Lineage: Eukaryota; Fungi; Ascomycota; Eurotiomycetes; Onygenales; Arthrodermataceae. The transcript is spliced from 5 exons. The record is from RefSeq and is a predicted model, not a curated record. Gene Ontology annotation, molecular function: DNA-binding transcription factor activity; sequence-specific DNA binding. The coding region runs from base 1 to 1701 and encodes 566 amino acids. Gene Ontology annotation, biological process: regulation of DNA-templated transcription.
AUGAACCGGAUGCUUGAUCCUCCCUUGCGAAAUCCGUUUCAUGGGCCGUCCGUUGGCGACCUCUCCGCGAAAUCGAGGACCAUACCGCUCAUCUCCUCCACCGCUCCGGCGAACGAGUCUAUCAGCCCGGGUGACCCAAUGGAUAUGAGCCCGUCGACGUCGACCUCAAUGGCUCCGCCGCUGCAGAACGGCCCGGAGGUAGACAGCGUCAAUUCCAAUGCGAACCACACGAACGGCACGGCCAUGGAGUCGAUGCAGUCGCAAAGCUCGAACGCGAACCACCCAAUUGGCGCGGCAGCAGCUGGACAGCAGCCCAAGGUUGUUCAGACGGCCUUCAUUCACAAGCUAUACAGUAUGCUUCAGGAUCCCAGCAUCCAGCAUUUAAUAUCUUGGUCAAGCUCGAAUGAGAGCUUCGUCAUGUCUCCUUCGUCAGACUUCUCAAAAGUUCUAUCGCAAUAUUUCAAGCAUACCAACAUUUCCUCCUUUGUUCGGCAAUUAAACAUGUACGGCUUCCACAAAGUGAGCGACGUCUUCCACACGGGAUCUCCCGACUCGCCGAUGUGGGAAUUCAGGCACGGAAACGGCAGCUUCCGAAAGGGAGACGUUGCUGGACUGCGAGAUAUCAAGCGGAGAGCUUCCAGACACGCUCUAAUCCACCGAGACUCAUUUUCGGCCCAUAAGCCGAACCCGUCACAGCCAGGAACGCCCGCAGAGCCCACCGUGGACGGUCAGGAUCCAAGAAUGGCCACUUUGGAACAAUCCUUGUAUGACAUGCAUAACCGGCUAUCGCGUAUGGAGGAUCAGAACGCGCUUCUAAGCUCGCACUGCCAUGUACUUACCGAGGGCCUGGCCAGGUGCCAUCAGUGGACAAGUUCGAUGUCGUCAUUUAUCGUCUCGUUGGUUCCUGAUACCGAAAACAGUAUUCAUAGAGAUGCCGCCAACAUGCAGCGCGAAAUCACUCGACAACUAGACUACAUCCGUACCCUAGAAAACCCUCAGGAUGCCAUGGUGUCAGGAAGGCAAACAUACUUCUCCAACAUGUCACUCGACCCCGGUCCUCCUCCACUCUCCCCUCGCCAGGUAUGCCAGGAUGACGGCAGACGUCCCUCCGGAAUACGCCAUCCCUUACCACCUCAUAUCACCAUCUCACCUCAUCGCCAUGGCUCUAUCGGCGGUACAAAUCCGGCACCAGUAUACAACAAACCCCAGAUCCCACAGCAAUCAAGCCUCCAUCCUCUAACAUCAGUCUCUUCUCCUCCUGGCCUCAAUCUAGCUCGCCGCCACACCUCAGCCGACAUCAGACAGCACGGUUGGCCCCCAUCAGCCGGACCUUCGCCCAACUCCCAAUAUGGGCCCACCACCUCCAUCCAAUGGCCCUCCUCACCAAGUCGCAACCCCAAUUCCUCUGACCAGCACGUCCGCGAUGCCCUAGCACGAUACGAGCUCGGUGGACCACGACGACAGCAAGAACCGCCUCGACACGCUACGCCACCACUACUCCUAGACCCAUCCCAGCCAGACAAUGGCUGGUCGAUAGGAGGACCCAAGUUUCCCCGCCCAGUAGAGUCACUGCCAGCAACACGCCGAUCUAGUAUGGCGAGUAACGUACACUCACUGCUGAACCCAUCAUCUGCCGCCGAACGAAUCGAGGAGAACGAUGGGCCUCUGGGAGAAGACCGGAAACGUAAAAGGCUUCAAUGA